CCGACUCCCACAAUGAAAAGUAAAAAACUUAGGGCCGCCUUACAGCGACAUCAAAUAGUCCAACAGAAGAGUAAAAAGCCACUACAGCCAAAAGCCAUAGGAGACGCUUCAAAAGCAACGACAGGAAGGAAGCGAGCGCCUAGUACUAUACCAUACCUGGAAGACGAUUCUAUUCUCCUAGUGGGCGAAGGAAACUUUAGCUUUGCUCAUGCGAUCGCUGAAAGCCUACAUGGGGCAUGCGAGUUGGUGGCCACUGCAUAUGACUCAGAACAGAUUCUAUCUACAAAGUAUUCUGAUGCGAUAGAACAUAUAACGGCAAUACGGGAGUUGGGUGGAACCGUUCUAUUCGAGGUGGAUGCAACGGAUCUGAAUUCGUGCAAGGCGAUCAGGGGAAAGCGCUUCAGUAAGAUAGUCUUCAAUUUUCCGCACACAGGAGCGGGCAUUAAGGACAAAGACCGCAAUAUUCGGGCAAAUCAGCUCUUGAUCUUCAAUUUUCUUUCCAGCGCAAGUGGGAAGCUCAUGUCGCGUUCCUUGAACAGUGAUCCGAUUGACGGAGAAAUACAUGUAACUCUCAAGCAAGGAGAUCCUUAUGAUCUAUGGGAUGUCAAGGAGCAAGCCAAGCGAACCGGAAUUUUAAUCUGUUCGCGUUCGUUCGAGUUCGAUGCUCGACUGUACGAGGGUUAUACUCAUCGAAGAACAAUUGGUUUCACGGAAGGGCUAUCGGCUGCAGCUAAUGAGGAGAUCCAUAGUAAAGGCAGUAGAACGUAUGUGUUCCUCCUCAAGACCGACACCGGAAGUUCUCAAAAGCGGAAGGCGUCCAGUGAUGGGCUACCCUCCGUGAAACGACGACGAGAUAGUCACAGUGAGGAUGAUGAAUAAGCGGUGAUAACUGGCAUACAGAUAAAUUAUAAGUAACCCUCCAUGUACCUUUGUAGCAAGGAAAAAACAGAUGCAAUUUUAUUCAGA
Spizellomyces punctatus DAOM BR117 is the source of this 966-nucleotide messenger RNA. RefSeq lists its product as uncharacterized. Gene Ontology annotation, molecular function: rRNA (uridine-N3-)-methyltransferase activity; protein binding. Lineage: Eukaryota; Fungi; Chytridiomycota; Chytridiomycetes; Spizellomycetales; Spizellomycetaceae. Gene Ontology annotation, cellular component: cytoplasm. The record is from RefSeq and is a predicted model, not a curated record. The coding region runs from base 13 to 879 and encodes 288 amino acids. The transcript has 4 exons. Gene Ontology annotation, biological process: rRNA base methylation.